Messenger RNA from Bombyx mori (domestic silkworm), 3949 nucleotides. RefSeq names its product probable aminopeptidase NPEPL1 (gene grsm). The coding region runs from base 201 to 1772 and encodes 523 amino acids. The transcript is spliced from 12 exons. NCBI's taxonomy places the organism in Eukaryota, Metazoa, Arthropoda, Insecta, Lepidoptera, Bombycidae. Gene Ontology annotation, molecular function: manganese ion binding; metalloaminopeptidase activity. The record is from RefSeq and is a predicted model, not a curated record. Gene Ontology annotation, biological process: proteolysis. Gene Ontology annotation, cellular component: cytoplasm.
GGAUCUCUGAGACCAAUGAUUUGGCAAGUUGUGGGAGUGUUCAUUUUUAAGUUUACACUUUCUUUAUACAAAAAACAAACAAAACCUUUCUUUUUACCGUUACAGACAAUUACUCUAAGAUUUAAAUGAAAAUCAUUAUCAAUGAGAACUAAUUAAAAUAAUACCGUAAAAAUUAAGCGAACAAUUAAAACGUUCGCACAAUGUCGAAUGCAACUGUAAACAUAAAGUUCCAGUGGGGCUUGAAGUCCUCAGAUCCCGAACAACUACCAGUUUUGGUCAUAGGGCAGUCAGGACAUCUGAAUCAGCUUUCUUGGAGUGAUGUCCGCUGUAAACUUGAGCCCAGAGUCACUGAGGAGGCAUGGAAACGAGGUCUAUCUUGUGUAUCAACAUCACCGGGUGAAUCCUGUGAGCUGUGGCCUCGAGCCGUGACAUUGGCCUCGUUACCAGCACGGCGCUCUCGUCAUGCAGCACCUUCAAGGGCUCAUGCCCUGGCCAAAAUUGUUAGAGCAACUCAGCGUACUACCGAUGAGGCUAUAGUGCUGGUGUGCCGCAAGCGCGACGUGUACGCGAGCUGCAUGGGCAUCGCCCGCUCCUACCCGCUGUACCACGCGCGCUCCUCGCCGCCGCCCGCGCGCGCGCUCUCCGUCGAGAUCCUGCUCGUCGCCGAGGACAAGCUCGAAGGUGAAUCCGAAGACGAGGGUGUGGGACCCACAGACCCGUCGCUGCUGGACGGAGCGCUGUCCCUCGAGGAACUGACCACCAUCCACCAAGCGGCCGACGCUACUCGCCUGGCCGCCAGGAUCACCGACACCCCUACUAAUAUAAUGAACGUCGAUAAAUUUAUUGAGGAAGCGUGCAACGUGGCCAAGGAGCUGGACAUCCCGGAGCCGUGCAUCAUCCGCGGCGAGGAGCUGCGCGCGCGCGGCAUGGGCGGGCUGUACGGCGUGGGGCGCGCCGCCAGCUGCCCGCCCGCGCUCGUCACGCUGUCCUACGCCGCGCCCGCCGCCGCGCGCACCGUGGCCUGGGUCGGGAAGGGCAUCGUGUACGACACCGGCGGCCUCAGCAUCAAGGCGAGGGCCUCGAUGGUGGGCAUGAAGGGCGACUGCGGAGGCGCCGCUGCGGUGCUGGGAGCCUUCGCCCUCACCGUCAAAGCGAAGCCCGAGUUUAACCUGCACGCCGUUCUUUGCCUCGCCGAGAACUCCGUAGGACCUAACGCCACGAGGCCUGACGACGUGCACACCCUGUAUUCUGGACGCACCGUCGAGAUCAACAACACGGACGCCGAAGGUCGGCUGGUGCUGAGCGACGGCGUGGUGUACGCGCACCGAGACCUCAAGGCCGACACCAUCGUGGACGUGGCAACACUCACCGGGGCGCAGGGCACGGCGACGGGCAAGCAGCACGCGGCGGUGCUGUGCAACGGCGCGGCGCUGGAGGCGGCGGCGGUGCGCGCGGGGCUGCGCUGCGCGGAGCUGGCGCACGCGCUGCCCUUCGCGCCCGAGCUGCACUUCGCCGAGUUCACCAGCUGCGUGGCCGACAUGAAGAACAGCGUCGCGGACCGCAACAACGCGCAGCCGUCGUGCGCGGGGCUGUUCAUCCUGGCGCACCUCGGGUUCGACUUCCCGGGACAGUGGCUGCACGUGGACAUGGCCUCGCCCUCCGUCUGCGGCGAGCGUGCUACCGGCUACGGGGUGUCACUACUGGCCGUGCUGUUCGGCGCGCGCACCGGGUCCCGCCUGCUGCGCGCGCUUAGCCCCCUCGGUCGACUGUGAGCACCGCCCCAGGGUCACCGGUGCUCAUCGCCCACGCGUGUGAGUACACUAAUCAAAAGAAACGCCCGGACGUACGGGACCGGGUUACGGUGGAGAAACAACAAAUUAGGUACAAUUUAUAGUUUUUUAUAAAUCUAUUUUAUAGUAAGCAUAAUAAUUAACUUUAUUGGUUAUUUUAUGAAUAAAACCAUCCUGACACUCUAACGCUGGCAUGCGUGCGACAGUAGAUGAUGUCCAGAGACCGCGUCGCUAAGGAUACAGAAACACGUACUUUGAAUGUCGAUAAGUAUAGUACGUCGAUGAAAAUAAUAUUGUUUAAUAUCUCAAAAUCUAAUAUUAAAAGGCAUUUGAAAGAAGAAAAUGUGUCAAGUUACGCGAUCCCGCGCCACGUACACGGCCGCUCUGAUUAUAACCCGAAGUUUCAAAGGGCUCAAUCAGCACGCAAUGUACAGCAUCGAUUUUGAUAAUAUUGUUUUAAGUCAGUCAAAAUGUUCAUUGGUUCAUGUUAUUGACUAUGUCAGUAGCCGGUAGUAGGGAGGCCCGACCUGACACAUAUCGGUCGGGAAGCUGGCAUGCCUUCCGGGCUGGAAGACCUCAUGCCUCAAGGUAACGGCCCAACUGGCGUUAAGUGAUCACCAGUGAUCACCGGAGCUCACCACAGCCCGAGUUCCAUAGCGACGUUGAAACCAGUUCGUACCCUCAAUUUAGCAUCGGUAUGAUUUUUUGUAUGACACAGCGAUAUAGCGCAUAGAUAUACAGUAAUGCCCCUUAUAACACGGUACCCUUAUAAUGUAUUUUCAUAUAACGCGAUUUCAGUCCCUAGUAUAACACGGGCAUUCCCCCAUAUAACGCUGGGAUUUGUAACGUUAUAUUUCUGUACUGUGAAAUUUAAUAUCUGUACAGUUCAUAAUGAAUUUGGCGUACCUUUGCACAUUGUGUCAAUUGUGUUGUUAUAAAAAUAAAUUAAAUUAAUUUAUUCAAUUUUUGUUCCUAGUUUUUGAAUUGUAAAAACAUUGGCAUUAUUGUAUUAUAUAUGUACAUAUAUAUUUUUUGUAUAUAACGCGUUAUAUGGGGUCAUACAAAAGCGUUUUUUGUGAAUACUACAACGCGUUUCCUAUAACGCGGAACCAAUCUACCGUGUAAUAGGGGGAAUUACUGUAAAUAUAAAAAAAAAAAGGUCUGUAGCGAAGUGUCGCUGCCAGCAACGCGAACCAACGAGCUUCUUAAGAAAAUAGAGAGUACUAAACAAAAAUCAGAUUUUUUUUAUUAUUUUUUUAUAAUUAUUAUCCAUUAUAUUUAUUUAGGUACAAACAUAAUUUUGUUCUAAACGACCUUCCAAAAUGAGCGAUGUGGGGUGAUAAUAUUUUAACAUUAAUAAUUUUUGUAUGCAUUUGAUCCGCAUUGAAAAAGCGCCUUAAAAUAAAACGAAUAAGCAAUAUUAAGUAAUUUAAUUAAUGUACAAUAAAACUGUUGUUUGUAAAAUUGUUACCAUCUCGUUCAACUUAUACAAAAUGUAAUGUUGUACUAUAUUAAUGUAUUUGUAAGUGAAAAUAGCGUGGGAAGUAUUUUAAUGCUUAUCUAGAAUACAGGGUUUUGUGUAUCCUUCAACUAUUUGAGUCGACUAUUAUCAAAGCCGGCAAUGUGACUUUUGGACAAUUAUUGGUAAAUCAGAAAAACGAAUUAUUGACUUUGUAUUCCAUUGGCAGCCACAAAACUCUUCUGAACGAGAUCUUAGAUAAAUAACAGGUUAAGUAUUAACCUUUAUUUAAUGCAGGUUUUGAACCGUAUUCUUUGAAGGAGACGAUUAUAUUCAAAUCAAUCUGUAUUGACAUAUCAAUAACAUUUUCUUGUUCAAAUGCACAGAUUGCCACCUUUGAUAAUAGACGACUCAUUUGUUGUUCAAAUCUGAAAAAUAAUUCACUUGCUGAUUCAUUGCCUUAAUGUGAUGAAUUAAAUAAAAAAUCUGUUGUUUUUCAAUUAAAGACCAUGAAUAUAUUUAGUAGCCAAAUUAAAAGGCAGAUUUUUUUUUUUAGUAAUAAGUAAAUAAAUGUGUUCCAUCAGAACCAAGUCGCAGUGUCACCUUAUAUUUUUAUUAAGGAACUAUGUGGUAUUACCGAUCACUAUUCUAACAUUUUAUUCUUUUUUUUUUGCAAAAUAAAAAACUUAAUAUUUGGGUA